AUGUGUCCCGAGUUUCAACUUUCAAUACUCACGACUCUCAAUCUCAUUCGUGAAGGAAAAGACGAUAUCCUUUCAACAAUUGCAGACAUGGCACUAGAAAUCUCUGGAUAUCGAUCUAUAUCAAGAAUACGUCCUCUGGUCGUAACCUCUUGUGAAACCGUAUACUCUGCGAACUUUUACACCAAAUAUUUUUCACAAAGCGACCAAGAUUGUUAUCCGGAGAGACAGUCUCUUGGUGCUAAGCUGGCUAGACUUACAGAAACGCUAGAUGAUAUCCGGUUACUGAGCAAUCGAAUCGCUUCUCGAGGGCGUCUUUCAGCUACGCUCGUUGAACGCAUCGGUUUCUGGGAGUCGAACAAGAUACAGAAACUCCAAAAUAUCCUGAAAGCUAUGAUUAUUCAUGAUUUUUGGCCGGAGGAUCAGAAGAUGUUUAACACGCAGAGAAACAUAGAGGAGACAAAAGUUCAAGCUCAAGCACCAAUCCGAGUAGAGUGCGCACAGAAGAUCCGUUGA
Messenger RNA from Marasmius oreades (fairy-ring Marasmius), 513 nucleotides. RefSeq lists its product as uncharacterized. The transcript has 4 exons. NCBI's taxonomy places the organism in Eukaryota, Fungi, Basidiomycota, Agaricomycetes, Agaricales, Marasmiaceae. The record is from RefSeq and is a predicted model, not a curated record. The coding region runs from base 1 to 513 and encodes 170 amino acids.